This is a messenger RNA of Paramecium primaurelia, 752 nucleotides long. The record is from the annotation of a GenBank genome assembly. NCBI's taxonomy places the organism in Eukaryota, Ciliophora, Oligohymenophorea, Peniculida, Parameciidae.
AUGCAAGAUCAUCUCUAAUAAUCAAAAACCUUGUUCUUGAUGCAUAAAAUUAAGAGUUAUAAGUAACAACCAUAACUCUCUAAUAACAUAUUCGAAGAACAUAAUCCUUAUUAUGGACCAUAAUAUGAUAAUAGUAAUAAAAUUAUUGCUCGAAGUGUUGUUGGAAAACCAGAUGUUAUUGAAAAAAUAAAAAAGAAAAUAGAAGAAUCUAAACUAUCUAAUUCACCUAAAAUGAAGAACUCAAUUAUGUAUUAAAAAAUGAAACAAUCCUAUUCAAAUCUCUCUAAUAUGAAGAAAUCAUAAUCAUCCAAUAAGAUUCCACUUUUUCAUGAUCCUAUACAUUCAAAUAUAUUAUCUCGAUAAGUUUCUCAUAAUAAAUCUACAAUGGCAACAUUAGUAAAUCAUCAUGCAAAUGUUAAUGUAGAAUAAUAUUUAUAGGAAACAAAAAAUAGAAUACAAAGAAAUGAGAUGGAAGAAUUAAAAUUAGAAAAGUAAUUAAAUUUAUUUGAAAGAAAUGCAAAUACUAGAUAAUAAAGAGUUAUAACUUCUUUUCAAGAACGUGAAUAAUCUUGGGAAUUAGUUAAUAUGACAAUUUAAAGUAAAUGUUAGGCAAGAAGCAGAGACAAACUUACUUUAUUAUAAAAGAGUUCAGGUAAUGAGAUAUAAAAAUAUUAGUUGAACAGCUUAUAGACUAAAAAAGUAGAUUCUUAAUGAAUUACCAUCUCCACCAUAAAAUUGGUACUAAUAAUUGA